Molecule: messenger RNA, 1145 nt
Organism: Artibeus jamaicensis (Jamaican fruit-eating bat)
Lineage: Eukaryota; Metazoa; Chordata; Mammalia; Chiroptera; Phyllostomidae
Product: dual specificity protein phosphatase 13
Exons: 5
Coding region: 239-874 (211 amino acids)
Biological process (GO): negative regulation of MAPK cascade; protein dephosphorylation
Cellular component (GO): cytoplasm
Molecular function (GO): protein tyrosine/serine/threonine phosphatase activity; MAP kinase phosphatase activity
Source: RefSeq, a predicted model, not a curated record
AGUGUGCAGAGACAAGUGGCUGGAAGUCGGCGGCACAAAGUGCCUGUUACAGGAGACCUCAGCCUGGGCCAGAUACCCCCACAGAUACUGGUUGAGGGGGCCAAGGACCGUUAGCCAAGAUAGGCACUCCUUCCCAGCGCGACACCAGACCCAAGUUCUGGUGCCACUGAGAUCCCAGCUCGGCAGGGUCCCGGACUCCCUCAGCCAGCAGACUCUGGAGACCACCCACCCCACCUCGAUGAGACCUGGCCUGCGGCGCUGGCCUGAGUCACGGGGGAUGGACUCCCUGCAAAAGCAGGACCUCCGGAGGCCCAAGAUCCACAGGACAGGCCCAGUGUCCCCCUACCAGCCGCCAACGCUGUCCUCACUGCAGCGCCUGCUGUGGGCCCGUCGGGCCGCCACACUGAGCCACGUCAACGAGGUCUGGCCCAACCUCUUCCUGGGAGAUGCGCAUGCAGCCCGGGACAGGAGCAAGCUGACCCAGCUGGGCAUCACCCACGUUGUGAAUGUUGCUGCGGGCAAGUUUCAGGUGGACACAGGCGCCAAGUUCUACCACGGGAUGCCCCUGGAGUACUACGGCAUCGAGGCAGAAGACAACCCCUUCUUCGACCUCAGUGUCUACUUUCUGCCAGUCGCCCGGUACAUCCGAACUGCCCUCAGUGUUCCCCAAGGCCGCGUGCUGGUACACUGCGCCAUGGGGGUGAGCCGCUCGGCCACGGUCGUCCUGGCCUUCCUCAUGAUCUACGAGAACAUGACCCUGGUGGAGGCCAUCCAGACGGUGCAGGCCCACCGCGAUAUCUGCCCCAACUCGGGCUUCCUCCGGCAGCUCCAAGUCCUGGACCACCGCCUCGGGCGGGAGACGGAGCGACACUGACCUGGGGGACAGCCGGGAGCCCUGACCCUCUGUUCAGCGUGGCCCAACCCAACCAGCCUGGCUGUGAGGAUGGCAGCCUCUGCCGUUCCCAGUCCCCCUGAGAUGUACAUAGCAAGUGGGCUUGGCUGAGGCAGAGGCAGGGAGAGCGGGGGGCAGCCUUUAGCAGGUGGAUUUCCCUGACCCAAUCCUGAGAUUCUUUAUGCAAAAGAGUUCAGUCUGUCUCUAUAAUAAAAGGUUCAUCGUCAUAGAAACAGGAGACCUUCUGGUGGUU